This is a messenger RNA of Rhodamnia argentea, 1067 nucleotides long. Its product is annotated as heme-binding protein 2-like. Bases 69 to 779 code for a protein of 236 amino acids. Lineage: Eukaryota; Viridiplantae; Streptophyta; Magnoliopsida; Myrtales; Myrtaceae. The record is from RefSeq and is a predicted model, not a curated record. The transcript has 2 exons.
AUCUUCGUAAUCUCAGACUUGUGUUUUGUCUGAUUCGUUAUCGUCUUCCUUCAUAAACCCACGCCACGAUGAUCCACGUUCUUCAAGCUCUCCCGCACCAGAACCCACAAUCGCAAACGAUGGAGGCACGAAGACUCACUGCGAUUGCAUGGCUGCUCAGCCUACUCUCCCUCUUCGCAGCCGGGUGCUAUGCGAUCGAGUCUCCGCAGUACACGAUCAUCCACACGGAGUCGGACUUCGAGGUGAGGUUGUACGGGAAUUCCACGUGGAUGUCCGCUCAGGCGAGCGACCUCUCCUUUGAGAGGGCCACUUUCAACGGCUACCAGAGGUUGUUUGAAUACACCCAAGGUGCCAAUUUGAAUUGCUCAAGGUUGGCAAUGACAUUACCUGUCUCGACGAGCAUCGUCCCAGGAGCAGGACCCCUCCACUCGUCUGCCUAUGUCGUACGUUUCUACUUGCCCACGAAAUUCCAAUCGACCCCACCAACCCCUCUUCCCGAGCUGAAGUUAGAACCGUAUAACUGGAGCAGCCACUACGUUGCCGUCAGGAAGUUCCCUGGAUUCGCACUGGAUGACAUCGUCGUCAAAGAAGCGGAAAAGCUCGCCCUCAGCCUAACCAGAUCCGCAUGGGUAAAUGCUACUUCCAAGAGCGACUAUGCAUACUCGAUCGCACAGUAUAGCACCCCCUUCCAGAUCAUCGGGCGAGUGAACGAAGUCUGGGUGGAUGUCGAAGCAGCUGGGGUGAAUGACCACAAGUCAGGUGAUGUAGCUUCAUCCUGAACCUAUGCUUGCUUGAGGGGUACUGGAAUCACGUCUGUCAGUGGUUGUAGACAUGGCGUGUAUCUGCAUAGUGUCUUUAAGAUCUGUACUUUUACAUUACAUGCCGCCUUGUGUUCGGGUAUGUUCAAAGGGUGAGCGGGGACUGUAGUACUCUAUCUAGAUCCGUAUUAUGAUUAAAGUUUGUGCUGUUGUUUUCUGCUCUCUUUUCUCACAGGUGUAGUAGCACCAAUGAACCUUGCCAACUUGGUGAAAGUAAAGAAACGAACGGUUGGUGAGAUGUGAAAUGCG